AUGGGAGAUUUUCUGCAAACUUUAUUGAACGCUUCUGAGAAAGCUGCAAACAUUGCAAGAUCUUGUGUUGGACUAAGUGACAUUAGCGACUCACUCUUGGUUGCUGAAAAAUGUGAAAGCGAAGCAAAUUCACGAUUUGAUAAAGAUUUUAAAACAAUUGCUGACGUCUUAGCUCAAGAAACUGCAAGAUCUAUCAUAAUCAAAGAUUAUCCAGAGUUGAAGGAUAACGUCAGGGGUGAAGAAUGUGCAGAAAUAUGUGGACAUGAAAUUAAACUACUGAAUACUGAAGCUGAAACAGAAAAACUUCUAAAAUCAGUUGUCACAGCAAAUUUAGCUUCACAAAUGGCAAAAGCUGCUCACAGUGAUGUCCAAAAUGAUUAUUCCUCUCUAAUAUGUGAUGGUCUACCAGAAGUAGAUACUACCAACUUAGGUGUCUGGAUAGACCCAAUAGAUGCAACAGCAGAAUUCAUAGCUGGAGUUCAGGGUAAUGCAAAACCUGGUGCUGGUCUUGAAUGUGUAACUGUCCUGAUUGGGGCAUACCUUAGAACAACAGGUGAACCAGUACUAGGUGUUAUCAAUCAGCCAUUUUAUAAAAAUGGGAAAGGGCGGGUUAUGUGGGGUUUAAGCUUUGAUGGUUUUCACAAGUGGGGAGGAAAUCACAUUGAGGAGACCAGCACCACUAAAGUUAUACUUAUGAGUAAUGCGGAAGAAUCCAAAAUAAAACAGAAGCUUCUGAAUUCUUCAUUCAACAUAGAUACUGCACCUGGAGCUGGUAACAAACUUAUGAAAGUUGCCUUAGGUGAAGCAAUUGGUUAUGUGCUUUCAAAGGGAACAACAUUUCUUUGGGAUACUUGUGCUCCUCAUGCAAUACUGAAAGCAAAGGGUGGUGAUAUUAAAACAUUUAAAUUUAAUAAAUGCAUCAAAUAUAAUAUUCCUGAAUGUGAUGAUAAUCAACAGUAUUGUAAUUCUGAUGGCAUUAUUGCCUAUGCUAAUGAUGUUAUAUUCAAUGACUUUAAAAAAGCCUUUGUAUAA
Molecule: messenger RNA, 1032 nt
Organism: Chilo suppressalis (striped riceborer)
Lineage: Eukaryota; Metazoa; Arthropoda; Insecta; Lepidoptera; Crambidae
Source: the annotation of a GenBank genome assembly